Puma concolor (puma) is the source of this 2301-nucleotide messenger RNA. It is a transcript of the gene BRINP3, whose product is annotated as BMP/retinoic acid inducible neural specific 3. The record is from RefSeq and is a predicted model, not a curated record. Gene Ontology annotation, cellular component: neuronal cell body; cytoplasm; dendrite. NCBI's taxonomy places the organism in Eukaryota, Metazoa, Chordata, Mammalia, Carnivora, Felidae. Gene Ontology annotation, biological process: positive regulation of neuron differentiation; nervous system development; negative regulation of mitotic cell cycle.
AUGAUAUGGCGGAGCAGAGCUGGUGCUGAAUUGUUCUCUCUGAUGGCUCUAUGGGAGUGGAUAGCCUUGAGUCUUCAUUGCUGGGUUUUAGCGGUUGCUGCUGUUUCGGAUCAGCAUGCCACAAGCCCCUUCGACUGGCUCCUCUCUGAUAAGGGACCCUUCCAUCGCUCACAGGAAUACACAGAUUUUGUGGACAGAAGCCGGCAGGGAUUUAGCACAAGAUACAAGAUAUACAGGGAGUUUGGCCGCUGGAAAGUAAAUAACCUUGCAGUCGAGAGGAGAAAUUUCCUUGGCUCUCCUCUGCCUCUUGCUCCUGAAUUCUUCCGCAACAUAAGACUUUUGGGACGCCGACCUACCCUGCAGCAAAUCACAGAAAACCUUAUCAAGAAAUAUGGGACACAUUUCUUGCUGUCUGCUACUCUGGGAGGAGAGGAGUCACUCACAAUUUUUGUGGACAAGCGGAAGUUGAGCAAAAGAUCUGAAGGAAGUGAUUCCAGCACCAAUAGCUCUUUGGUCACUCUGGAGACGCUACAUCAACUAGCCGCUUCCUAUUUCAUUGACAGGGACAGCACCCUUCGGAGACUUCACCACAUUCAAAUUGCAUCCACUGCCAUAAAGGUAACAGAAACACGGACUGGUCCUCUUGGCUGCAGUAACUAUGACAACUUAGAUUCUGUCAGUUCUGUUCUGGUUCAGAGUCCUGAGAAUAAGAUUCAGUUGCAAGGGCUGCAAGUCCUCCUUCCAGACUAUCUUCAGGAGCGUUUUGUACAAGCGGCUUUGAGCUACAUCGCUUGCAAUUCAGAGGGAGAGUUCAUCUGCAAGGACAAUGAUUGCUGGUGUCAAUGUGGUCCCAAAUUUCCAGAAUGCAACUGCCCCUCCAUGGACAUUCAAGCCAUGGAAGAGAAUCUUCUUCGAAUAACUGAAACCUGGAAAGCCUACAACGGUGACUUUGAGGAAUCAGAUGAAUUCAAGUUCUUUAUGAAAAGGCUACCCAUGAAUUAUUUCCUCAACACAUCUACCAUAAUGCAUUUGUGGACAAUGGAUUCUAAUUUUCAGCGCCGCUAUGAACAACUGGAGAACAGCAUGAAGCAACUGUUCCUAAAGGCGCAGAAAAUUGUACACAAGCUCUUUAGCCUUAGCAAGAGGUGCCAUAAACAACCCCUCAUCAGCUUGCCAAGACAAAGAACCUCAACCUACUGGCUCACUCGCAUCCAGUCUUUUCUCUACUGCAACGAGAACGGCCUCCUGGGCAGCUUUUCGGAAGAGACGCACUCGUGCACGUGUCCGAACGACCAGGUGGUGUGCACCGCGUUCCUGCCCUGCACGGUGGGCGACGCUUCGGCCUGCCUGACCUGCGCCCCGGACAACCGUACCCGCUGCGGCACCUGCAACACCGGCUACAUGCUGAGCCAGGGGCUCUGCAAGCCGGAGGUCGCCGAGUCCACCGACCACUACAUCGGCUUCGAGACCGACCUGCAGGACCUCGAGAUGAAAUACCUGUUGCAGAAAACGGACAGACGAAUAGAAGUCCAUGCCAUUUUUAUCAGCAACGACAUGCGCCUCAAUAGUUGGUUCGACCCCUCCUGGCGCAAGCGGAUGCUCCUCACCUUGAAGAGCAACAAGUACAAGUCAAGUCUGGUCCACAUGAUCUUGGGUCUCUCCUUACAGAUUUGCUUAACUAAAAACAGCACCCUGGAGCCAGUGUUGGCUGUUUACGUCAAUCCCUUCGGAGGCAGCCACUCAGAGAGCUGGUUUAUGCCUGUGAAUGAAAACAGCUUUCCAGACUGGGAGCGGACUAAGCUGGACCUCCCACUGCAGUGUUACAACUGGUCGCUGACUCUGGGGAACAAGUGGAAGACAUUUUUUGAGACAGUGCACAUCUACCUGAGGAGUCGCAUCAAGUCAAACGGCCCCAAUGGCAAUGAGAGCAUUUACUACGAACCUCUGGAAUUCAUUGACCCUUCCCGGAACCUGGGUUAUAUGAAAAUCAAUAACAUUCAAGUGUUUGGUUACAGCAUGCACUUUGACCCUGAAGCAAUUCGGGACUUGAUUUUGCAGCUGGACUACCCCUAUACUCAGGGAUCCCAGGACUCAGCACUUUUGCAACUUCUAGAGAUAAGAGACCGUGUAAAUAAACUCUCCCCACCUGGUCAGCGUCGUCUAGAUCUUUUCUCUUGCUUGCUUCGUCAUAGACUCAAGCUGUCUACCAGUGAGGUGGUGAGGAUCCAAUCUGCUCUGCAGGCGUUUAAUGCCAAAUUGCCAAACACGGUGGAUUAUGACACGACCAAAUUAUGUAGUUAA